Messenger RNA from Nipponia nippon (crested ibis), 1605 nucleotides. The record is from RefSeq and is a predicted model, not a curated record. NCBI's taxonomy places the organism in Eukaryota, Metazoa, Chordata, Aves, Pelecaniformes, Threskiornithidae.
AUGGCCCAGUCACAUGCCAGUGCUCAGGAACGUCAUAUGAUGGGUAGGGACCGCCGGGCAAGGCUGCGGCAGGCAUCUGCUGAACGCAGGACCCCGCUAGGUAGCACACCUCCAGCUCCCACCCCAUCCCACGGCCAUCGGCCACCCUGCAACUCAGGUGCUGGACCUGCAGCGUGCGGGGACGCGACGCCGACUGCACGGGCACGGGAUGGGAGGCAGAGGCGGCGGAGUUGCGUUCCCAAUGCAAGGAAGGAGCAUUAUGCACAGGGAGAGGACGGCGGCACGCUGACCAUCGGCCAGCAAAAGUGUCUGGAGGACUGCAAGUUCAACGUGACAGCGAAGACCUUCUUCAUCAUUCACGGCUGGACAAUGAGUGGCAUGUUCGAAACCUGGCUGGGCAGCUUGGUAUCUGCUCUUCAGGAAAGAGAGAGAGAUGGCAAAGAGAAAGAUGCCAACGUGGUCGUGGUGGAUUGGCUUUCGCUUGCCCACCAGCUCUAUACCGAUGCUGUGAACAACACACAGAUCGUUGGAAAAAGCAUAGCCAGGCUGCUUGACUGGUUACAGAGGAAAGCCGAUUUCAACAUCAAACUGGUGCUGCUACUGGGCUGCUCCUGGCUAUAUUCUGUAUGAAAUAACCCAGUUUCUUACCUGGCAUCUUGCGUACCGUCUCUAACACCAGGCUUGGAUCCGGCUGGCCCUAUGUUUGAAGGAGUGGACCCUAGCAAGCGCCUCUCCCCUGAUGAUGCUAACUUUGUGGAUGUCCUACACACCUACACAAGGGAAACACUAGGUGUUAGCAUUGGGAUCCAGAUGCCUGUAGGCCAUGUUGACAUCUACCCCAAUGGGGGAGACUUCCAGCCUGGCUGUGGAUUAAGUGAUGUCUUGGGAGCAAUUGCCUAUGGGACAAUUGGUGAAGUUGUUAAAUGUGAACACGAGCGGUCUGUGCACCUCUUCGUGGACUCCCUUGUGAACCAAGAUAAACAAAGCUUCGCAUUUCAAUGUACCGAUUCCAGUCGCUUCAAGAAGGGCAUCUGCCUGAGCUGCCGGAAGAACCGCUGCAACGGCAUCGGCUACAAAAACACGAAGAACCGGACACACAAAAGAAACAGCAAGAUGUACUUAAAAACAAGAGCUGACAUGCCGUUCAAAGUCUACCAUUAUCAGAUGAAGAUGCAUGUCUUCAGCUACAACAGCUUGGGAGAGGCUGACCCCACUUUUUCUGUCACUCUUCAUGGCACCAGUGGAGACUCUGAACCCCUCUCUUUAGAAAUGCUCGAUCAAAUUGGCCUAAAUGCUACUAACACUUUCCUGGUCUAUACUGAAAAGGACAUGGGUGAACUUCUAAAAAUAAAGCUCACCUGGCAGGGAACAUCUCAGUCAUGGUACGAUCUGUGGAAAGAGCUGAGGAGCUACUGGUAUCGGCCUGUGAAGUCUGCCCAGGAACUGCAUAUCAGACGUAUACGUGUGAAAUCUGGGGAAACGCAACAAAGGUUUGCCUUUUGUGUGGAGGAUUCCCACCUGACCAGUAUAACUCCUGGUAAAGAGCUCUGGUUUGUGAAGUGCACAGAGGAAUGGCAAAAAAGAUCUGUCUCAAAUUUGCUCUGA